UCAAAUAUUAAAACUCGGGUUUAGACUACUGAUCUUUUAAUUUUAACUUUUUUAGUUAAGACUUUAGUCUUUACAAUUUAUGAUUUUUGAGUAGAAAAACUAAUAAUAGUUCCAAAAAAAUCUCGACAAGCAACGGCUAUGACAAACAAAGUAUUUGCAAAUACUAAUUGUGCAAAAAUAUUUCUGACUAGUAUUAAACACUCUUAGGAAAACGUUCCUGAGCCCAAGAUUGAUUUUGAUAGUUAUUGUUUGUCAAACUAUAAUUAAGAUUUAAGUAUCCAUAAAUAUAUACUUUAAUUAUGAAAUACAAGCCUGUAAAAAUGAAGCAAACACAAAAUGUGUUACUGAGUCGCUAUGAAAUAAUUUCCUAUCUAAUCAUUUGGAUUUCAGGCAUAUUAUAUGCGUUAUAUCAUCUUUUAAAGAUAAGUUCAACUUUAAAAACCUCAGAUCUUCCAGAUUUAGUGCCAGGAUGGCAAUGGUUGGGUCGAAAAAAAGAUAAUACUUGCCCUGAAUGGAGGUUAUGGACAACUUAUAUUAUUUACUCAUUAGCUCCAUGGAUUGUUCUACAUUCUUUAAUGUUGAUGUUCUUAAAAAAAUACUUGAGAAAGAUACCAAUAUUACAAGACUUCUGGCUAGUCACUGUGACGAGCCUAUGCAUAAAUUACAACUUUGGGCUCUUACCAAUUUUUAUCUAUGCUGGUAUGACAUUAAUUUAUUAUUGUUUAAUGUUUGCCCACGAUAAAUUAAUUAUUUGGAUUACGAGUGUGUUUCUCUUAGGAGUAUGGUCAUAUUAUGAUUUCUUGUUUGAAUAUCUUGAUACAAAUACAAAUGAAGAAAAUUCAUAUUUAUUAUUGCUGACUUUAUACUGGCAUCAGUUACGCUGUAUUAGUUUUGCAUUGAGCUCUUUAGAAAGAGAUAGUAGAGAAUGGAAAAACUAUAUUCAUUUUUUGGCUUACUCAUUCUAUUUGCCAAGCUUUUUCUUUGGACCUAUAAUAAUUUAUGAGAAAAUUAUUGAUACUCCUAAGAAUUAUACCAAUACAAAAUCAUUACCAAAACGCGUGAUCACAUUAAUAUUAAAUGUUAUUAGAUAUUUUGGCUGGAUGUUUGUUGCUGAGUUUGUGUUGCAUUAUAUCUAUGUUAACAUGUUUUUACAAAAUAUUAAAGUGAUUAAAAACUUUGGAAUCACCGCACUUAGUGGAUUUGGUUUUACCAUGGGACAAUUCUUUUUUAUUAAAUACACAUUUGUUUACGGCAUAGCCAUUACAAUUGCUCAAUUUGAUGAAUAUAUAACACCUCCUAUGCCACCCAAAUGCAUAUCAAGGAUUCAUUUGUACUCUGAUAUGUGGAGAAGCUUUGAUCAAGGACUUUAUGAUUUUCUAAAAAAUUACAUUUAUAAGCCAUCUGGCGAUUAUGUGGACAACGUGAGACUAAGAAUGAAGAUUUUUAGAUCGUUUAUGUGCUUUGUUUUUGUGUUUAUUUGGCACGGUCUGUCUUGGGAUGUUUUUUUAUGGACCGCAUUUAACUACGCUGGAGUUACAAUAGAAACGUUGGCAAGAUAUGCUGGAAAAACAACGUUUUAUUUGCAACAUGUUAAAGGAAAUAUCAAUGGACGAAAUGAAAGGCGAUUUUUAGCACUAUUGACGAGUCCGUUAACAAUGAUGUCAGCCAUUUCUAAUUUUUUCUUUUUUGGUGGCGUCGAAGCUGGACAAAGUUUUCUUGAAGUUAUAUUUUUAAAAAAUACUUGGAUUGAAAAUAUGAUUAUUCUAACAGUAUUUUACUCCAUGUGCCAUAUAUCCGUGGAAUUUGAAAAUUAUAAAAAAGCUAAUAAACAAAAAUAUUGCGGAAAAUAUAACGAUAAUAAAAAACAUAUUACCUAGGAAAUUAUUUAUAAUUUGUAAAGACUCGUAAAAUUGCCGAUACUAUUGUUCCUAUAUUUUAUUUUGUAAAUGUACUUAAAUAAUCAGAAAAUAAGUUAGAUAUAGUGAUGAGUAAUAAUGUAAAUUUAAACUAUUUUUUUUUACUAGUUAAGUUGUUAGUGGCUUUUGUAAUUGAAUUCUAUUACCAUAUUAGUUUUUGUAAAUUAAUGAAAUUUGUAACCUUUAACCUGACAACGACGCAAUGAUAGAGAGAACAGAAUGUAUACGUGUACAUAAAAAUUAGGUUGACAGACAACCAUACAAUUUUUUUCAUUUGCUUAUUUAAACCUAACCUAUCUAUCAAGGUAACAGUAAUAUAUCUAGAAAACGGACGUAAAGGGCCGCAGCUCCUCUUAAAUUUCAGUUAAUAUACAAUUUUAAUUACAGUGCAGUGUGUUACUUGUUUAGUUUUUAAUUCACUUAGGUGCUAUCGACGACAAUAAUUAUUGCACAGACAAACACACACAUACAAAUAGAAAUGUUAUGUUGUUCUAUUUUAUCGAUAAUAAUCCUUAUUAUGUAAUAUAUCCUUUUUAAGGAUAUAUUUAUGUAUAUGGUCUUACUUCCAUUCUGAGAUUCGAAAAAUGCAUUUUCAACGGCAUUUUCAAAGCUGUAGCUACAUUUCUUAGAGGAAGCAAAAAUCAACAACCAAUAAUUAUUAUAGAUAAGAUACAAAUUUUUUAUUAGAACAUAAACUGAUUAGUAUUUGGUACAAAAUAUAAUUAAUGCUUUUGUUGUAGUAAACACAUUUUGUAGUUAUUGUACUUGAUUAUGUUUACAUUAAAUGUAGAUUGACAAUGAGCUAAGUAACAUCAGUAAGAUAUGAUUAUUAUAUAGGGAACUUAAAACUAUACUUGAACAGGUGAGUGAAAAAGGAUAAAAUUCUAAAAAAACGAAAAAUAAACUGAGAUAGCCAUUUUGUAGCUUAAUGGUAGACAAGCGUAUUAUUAAUGAUAAUAUUCCAUUG
This is a messenger RNA of Adelges cooleyi (spruce gall adelgid), 2883 nucleotides long. It is a transcript of the gene rasp, whose product is annotated as protein-cysteine N-palmitoyltransferase HHAT. NCBI's taxonomy places the organism in Eukaryota, Metazoa, Arthropoda, Insecta, Hemiptera, Adelgidae. Gene Ontology annotation, cellular component: endoplasmic reticulum. Gene Ontology annotation, molecular function: palmitoyltransferase activity. Gene Ontology annotation, biological process: protein palmitoylation. The transcript has 10 exons. Bases 300 to 1877 code for a protein of 525 amino acids. The record is from RefSeq and is a predicted model, not a curated record.